AUGCCUCCUGUGCCUUUUUACUCCGCUAUCAUCAGAUCCGACACUGCUCGCAUUGUCAUUAAGCUAGGCUCAAAUUUCACGACAGUCCCUGGACCAGGGAUCCGAGUCAUUGCCUUUGCCUCCCAAUUCUACCAGAACGGCUCCCCCAAUCAUGGUUCCUUCCAGCAAUACACUUUGGCCCAGUCCGAAGCUGUUAUCCCACUUCCCGAUGGCCUCUCCUUCGAAGAAGGCGCAGUAUUUCUUUUCGUCGUCCUGACUGCCUUGACUGCAUGGAUCACGAUCGGCAUUUCGCUCGACACCAAGUACACCCCCGCAGACAAACAGGCAGUCCUGAUCUGGGGCGCAUCGAGCAGCCUGGGUACAUUUGCCGUUCAGUCAGCUAAGACACUCGGCUUCACCGUGUACGCCACGGCCAGUCCCAAGCACCAUGACCUCGUCAAAAAGAUUGGAGCCAAUGCGGUUUUCGAUGACAGGGCAAGCGUUGUCGUCUCCCAGAUCGUCAGCGACGUAAAAGAAGAUGGUGUUAACCGGAACACUGCGCUCUGUGUUGUCGAUGGAGCUUUUUAG
Molecule: messenger RNA, 567 nt
Organism: Penicillium coprophilum
Lineage: Eukaryota; Fungi; Ascomycota; Eurotiomycetes; Eurotiales; Aspergillaceae
Exons: 1
Coding region: 1-567 (188 amino acids)
Molecular function (GO): oxidoreductase activity, acting on NAD(P)H
Source: RefSeq, a predicted model, not a curated record